Molecule: messenger RNA, 4202 nt
Organism: Anopheles stephensi (Asian malaria mosquito)
Lineage: Eukaryota; Metazoa; Arthropoda; Insecta; Diptera; Culicidae
Product: xanthine dehydrogenase-like
Exons: 6
Coding region: 178-3981 (1267 amino acids)
Molecular function (GO): FAD binding; oxidoreductase activity; 2 iron, 2 sulfur cluster binding
Source: RefSeq, a predicted model, not a curated record
CACAAACAGUAGUGUGGCCGCGCGCUGCUGGUGAGAACUCGCGACGCUUCAGUCUCUCGCUAACUCGCGAUUCGCGUAUACGCAGUUGUAGUAAGAUCGCUGCCGGCAACACUUGGUAGAGCGUUCGCUCGUCAUAUUCGCGCGACAAAAAAAAACGAAAAACAACAACCACCAACCAUGCAAAUAGUGUUCACCAUCAACGGGAAGGUGCAUAAAGCAAACAGCGCAACCGUCCCGAUCGAUACCUCGCUCGGCACCUAUCUACGCUACCAUGCCCAGCUGAAGGGUACCAAGUUUAUGUGCCGCGAGGGCGGAUGUGGUGCCUGCAUCGUCAACGUGAGCAGCCAGCAUCCCGUCACGAAGGAUAUCAUCUCACGCGCGGUGAACUCGUGUCUCUUUCCACUGUUCUCCUGCAAUGGGUUGGAUAUCGUGACGAUCGAAGGUGUCGGUAACAAGCUGGACGGUUACCAUGCUACCCAACGCCGGCUGGCCCACUUCAACGGGACGCAGUGCGGAUUCUGUUCGCCCGGCAUGGUGAUGAACAUGUACAGCUUGCUGGAAGCGAAACAGGGCAACGUCACCAUGGAGGAGGUGGAGAACUCGUUCGGUGGCAAUAUCUGUCGCUGUACCGGGUAUCGCCCUAUUCUGGACGCGUUCAAAUCGAUGGCGGUCGACGCCGAUCCAAAGCUGCUGGAAGUCUGCCAGGAUAUUGAGGACGUGCCGAGGAUUUGCCCCAAAAGUUUGGACGGAACGGCGCCCUGUUCGGGCAAGUGCUCACUGGCAGCUCAGUGCGAGGAAGCUAACGACAUUUAUCUGCUGUUCGCUAGUGGCCGCGAAUGGUAUAAGGUGGAGAAUGUACAGGCAAUCUUUCGGAUUUUCGAUAAGAUCGAAUCGCAAUCGUACAUGCUGGUGGCUGGCAAUACGGCGACGGGUGUAUAUCGGCGACCCGACAAUCUGGACGUGUUUAUCGACAUCACCUCGGUGGCCGAUCUGCGAGUAAACUACUUCAACGAUGCAUUGAUCAUCGGAGCCAACGUUACGCUGACCGAGCUGAUCGGAAUCCUCGACGAAGCUACCUCUGCCACUGGAUACGAAUACUGUCGCGAGAUGGUUAAGCACCUUGACCUGAUUGCGAACGUCCCGGUACGCAACGUGGGUACCAUCGCUGGCAACCUGAGCAUCAAGCACCAGCACCGCGAUUUCCCCUCGGACGUGUAUCUACUACUCGAGGGUGUUGGCGCACGUUUAACGAUCGCCACCUCUACUACCUCCACCAAGGUCGUCUCGGUGGAGGAAUAUCUGUCGAUGAACAUGAACAAACGCAUCAUCCUGAACAUUCUGCUCUAUCCGCUCGAUCCCAACGAGUACUCCUUGCGCACCUACAAAGUGAUGCCCCGGGCACAGAAUGCCCAUGCGUACGUGAAUGCCGCAUUUCUGCUACAGUUUCAACCGUCCGGCCAUUUGCGCACCGCUUCCAUCUGCUACGGUGGCAUCAGUCCGGGUUUUACCCAUGCCGUGCAGCUUGAAAGUUUUCUCGUCGGGAAAGACAUCUUCCAGGAGUCGGUGUUGCAGGAGGCGCUAACGUUGCUCAACGACACCAUAGCACCGACUUACGCUCCGCCGGAUGCAACGGCCGCGUACCGGAAACAUCUUGUACUGACACUAUUCUACAGAGCGAUUCUAAGCAUCGCAGGAGAUCGGGACGUUCAGCUAAACGCUCUGUACUCGAGCGGUACCCAGCUAUCGAAGCGGAUGCUUUCCAGUGGUCAACAAACGUAUGACACGAUUCAAGAGAACUGGCCAGUUACGAAGCACAUACCCAAAGUGGAAGGAUUGUCACAGACAGCCGGGGAAGCACACUACACCGAUGACAUUCCGAAUCUUCCCGGGCAGCUGUUCGGUGCCUUUGUGCUAGCGACUAAACCACGCACCAGCAUCGUCCGGAUAGAUGCCAAGCAAGCUCUAGCACGUGCAGGAGUGGUUGCAUUCUACUCAGCACGUGACAUACCCGGCACCAACAACUUUAUGCCGGUGGAACUGGGCAAUAAAGAGGUGGAGGAGAUAUUCUGCAGCGAUCGUGUACUGUACCAUGGGCAACCGGUAGGUAUUGUACUGGCCGAAACGUACGACGAAGCGUACCGUGCAGCGAAGCUGGUGGAGAUCGAGUACGGUCCACCGGAUGGUCAACCCAUCCUGCCCACGGUUAAGGACGUGAUGAAUGCGGACCAAACCGAGCGCAUACACCCGAGCGAUGAGGUGCAGAUCGGAGACCGUUACGAAGCCGGUAGUGGAUCGAUCCGUCUCGAGGGCACGUUCGAUCUGCCGAGCCAGUACCAUCUAUCGAUGGAAACGCAACAGUGCGUGUGCGUACCGAUCGAUGACGGGAUGGAUGUGUACAGCUCCACACAAUGGGUCGACAUCUGCCAGAUCGCGAUCGCCCGUGCCUUAAGGAUUCCGGAAUCCAGCCUCAACUUCCGCAUACGACGGUUGGGUGGUGCUUUUGGCUCGAAAAUUUCCCGUGCGUCCCAGAUCGCUUGUGCCUGCGCCAUUGCGGCACAUUUCUCCCAACGCCCAGUACGCUUGAUCAUGUCGCUCGAAGACAAUAUGGCUGCGAUCGGCAAGCGUUCCGCAUGCGUCAGUCGUUACGAAAUCGAGGUGGACGAUCGUGGCCGUGUACAGCGAUUGCUUAACCAAUUCUACCAGGACUCGGGCUGUAGCCUAAACGAACCGGUAGAGAAAGUUACGUUUCUCUUCUACCGCAACUGUUACGAUACGAGCAGCUGGAAGGUGAUGGGUCACAGCGUACUGACGGAAUCGGCCAGCACCACUUACUGCCGUGGGCCGGGAACGAACGAGGGCAUCAGUAUGGCCGAAAACAUGAUGGAGCACAUAGCGCACCGGCUCGGAUUGGACCCACUGGCCGUCCGUAUGGAAAAUCUCCCGGACGAUAGCAAAAUACGAGAAUUGCUGCCAAUGUUUGCGCAGGACGUUCAGUACGAAACGCGCCGAGAAGCGAUCGUCAGCUUCAACGAAGCGAACCGCUGGAUCAAGCGGGGCAUCGCUAUCGUACCGAUGCGAUAUCCACAGUACUUUGUCGGUUCGCUACACGCACUCGUGUCGAUCUACCAUGCCGAUGGAACCGUCGCCAUCACUACCGGUGGCAUCGAUAUGGGACAGGGUGUAAACACGAAGGUUACCCAGGUUGCUGCCCGAGCGUUGGGCAUCCCGAUGAGCAUGAUUCAGGUGAAAGCUAUGGCCAACAUAACCUCGCCGAACGCGAUCGUUUCCGGCGGUAGUAUGACAAGCGAUGCCGCCUGUUACGCCGUACAGAGGGCGUGCGAAAUGUUAAGAACCCGUAUCGAUCCGGUACGGCAGCAGCAUCCGGACGAAUCGUGGGAAGCCAUCACACAACGCUGCCACCAGCAGCACGUGGAUCUGUGUGCCCUCUAUCAGUACAAUGUGACCGAAAUGCAGCACUACGUCGUGUGGGGGUUAGCGUGUUCCGAGGUGGAGGUAGACAUCCUUACCGGUAACGUUCAGAUACGCCGUGUCGACAUACUGGAAGAUGUCGGAGAAAGCAUCAGCCCCGGCAUCGACAUUGGCCAGAUCGAGGGUGCAUUUGUGAUGGGAAUUGGAUUGUACUUUACCGAGCAGCUCGUGUACGGUGGAGAGUCUGGACAGCUGCUAACUACCCGCUCCUGGAACUAUAAACCACCCGGUGCAAAGGAUAUCCCGGUGGACUUUCGCGUUAAGUUCCUGCAGCGCACACACAACGAAAACUUUGUCCUGCGGUCCAAAACGACCGGUGAGCCAGCGCUGAAUAUGACUGUUUCGCUGCUAUUUGCUCUUCGGAUGGCACUGAAUUCGGCACGCAAGCAGGCAGGUCUUUCGGACGAGUGGUAUCCGAUUGAAGUACCAGCUACACCCGAGCAAAUAUGUCUGCUGGCGGGCAGUUCGAUCGAUCAGUUUAAAUUAUUGUAAAAACGUAUAUUUUCAUCUGUUAUGAUAUGAUCAAACAAAAAUUGUAACCAUAGCUGUACUAAGAUUAUCUUUCCUUUUAGUUGUCUAAGCUUACCCUUCCAUUUAUCUGUUCUUAGACUCAUAACUAAUAAUCCCUACCGAUAGCUCCAUUAAGCUUUGCCGUAUUAACUACACUGUAAUAAAACCACUACCGGGAAUAAAAUAUAAAAUAUUACAAAAUA